Messenger RNA from Rubroshorea leprosula, 2495 nucleotides. NCBI's taxonomy places the organism in Eukaryota, Viridiplantae, Streptophyta, Magnoliopsida, Malvales, Dipterocarpaceae. The record is from the annotation of a GenBank genome assembly.
AGAUAGGGAUGACAAAAGGACCAUGGCAUUUCUGUUAAAAAAUAAAGGGAACAAAAAAGAGGAAGAUAAUAUCCUUUUGGGCUCCAAUUUCACUGUUCUUAAUUUUAUCAUUUUUUGGGAAGCGGGGGGACCAAAUGAAUUACAUGGACAAGUGUGUGCUCACUUGAUGUUGACUUACCCAUGGAUUGCAACAACACUCUAAAUUCUGCACCAUGUUGUUUGUUCUGUGCUCUUUAAGCUUAUGAUGAUUGUUUAUUCAUAGUAGAAAGAGUCAGAUGGUGUAACUGAGCUGGAUCUUGGACUCUCUGCUGUUUUCUUCUCCUAACCUAACUCUUAAAGUCCUUGGUUCACAAUUUAGAACCUCAUCCAUUCGAGGGCUUUCUCAUCAUUUCUGGCAUAACCCUUAACCUUUUGCCUCUAUGUAUUUUGUUCUUAUUUGCCUUUGCUUUUUGGUUAUAGUGCAUAACAUCUCCUUUAGGUUUUGUUUGGUCAAUUUCCUUAAUUUUUUGUUUGCUGUAUGCUCAUUUAUUGUGUUAUGUUCUUAUGUCAAAUUUAUGCAAUUCCUGUGGCACAGCAUCUCAAAACAGUGACAGAGGAUAAACUAUGCAUGCUCAGCCUGCUUUAUCCAUUCAGUAACCUGGCGGUGUCUGGAGCACUAUUGUCAUCCUUGUUGGGCAUCCAACAUCUCUGGAAGGGACGUAUCCAAAACUGCCUGAUUCUCAACAAGUUUCCAUGGAAAGAGAACAAAUGACCAGGCCUCUAGUCCAUGCAGCUUGUGCACCCUCCACUGGUGGAGUAGUUGGUCACAUUUUUUCAUUACCUUCAGGUUCAGGGGUUUCAACUGAUCCUCAUAACCCAUCUUUAUCAUCCCCAGAAAAGAAUUCAAGUAGUACUCCUUUUGUGUCUCAGUCAUCAACUAAUGCUAUGGCUUCAACAUUACCAGAAUCUCCUAAGUCAGGGUUUGCACAAUCCACAACAUCAGUUUAUUUCUCCAGAGAAAAUGGUGGCUCCUGGUGUGCGGAGUCCCUGCCAGGUUUUCUUGAUUUUCCUGCAAGCAGCUCUGUCCAAAGUAGUCAAUUAGAAAGCAAUAGUUGUAGCAUCAUGACAUCUGAGGACUUCAGUAAACAAAAUAAUUGGCAUGAUUGGGCAGACCAGCUAAUCAUUGAUGGUGAGGUUUUGAGCAGCAAUUGGAAUGAGCUUCUUGUUGACACUGAUGUUGCAGAUCUGGAACCAAAGGCUUGCACAAGCAUACCAGCACAGCAACCUCAAAUUCAUCAGCAGCUUGCACCAUCUGGAGAAAGCCGAAGUGUUCUCACCACCACUUCUUCAGGAAAUAAUGCCCCUGCCAAGCCGCGGAUGCGAUGGACGCCGGAACUGCAUGAAGCUUUUGUGAAGGCUGUCGACCAACUUGGUGGUAGUGAAAGAGCUACACCCAAGGGUGUGUUGAAGCUGAUGAAAGUUGAAGGCUUGACUAUUUAUCAUGUAAAAAGCCACUUGCAGAAAUAUAGGACAGCAAGAUACAGACCUGAAUCAUCUGAAGGUGUACAAGUGUCUUCCAUUUCAUACUUCAUUCUGUUUUGCCCUAAUUUUGCUUCUGUUGAAUCAAGCAUGUAUCUGGUGCCUCUCUUUGUGCUUUAGUGAACUAAUUAAGCAUUAAAAGGGAAGUUUAUUUUGGUGUUUGGAUGCCAACGUGAUGAUGUCUUAAAUCAUACCAUUGACACUGUGCUCCCACAUGCUUUAUUUGGCCUAUUAUUAAACUUUGGAUGAUUCCUCAUUGUUAAAGUAGGGAUUGCUUUUUUAUCUUUUCUAUCAUUUUGUGAUUUUAUUAAUUUAUUUCUAACCUAUCAUCUGAUUUAUGUUUAGUUACAGUGUGGAUAUAAGAAUUAUUCCCAGAAUCUACUGGUUUUAAGUGGAAGUUUUAGACAGAUGUCUAAGAAGUAGGAGCCAUGCCAAGCUUAGCAUACUAUUUAAUGUACUCAUUGCUAUUGUUAUGCUUCUUGGACUUUAUCCAUUCUGUGAUCUGUAUUUCCUUGGAGACUCCACCCUGUGUUUAUUCACUCAAAACCUAUGUUUAUGCUGUGAAACUGGUUAUCUUCUAUAGUUAGCCUAUCUUUUGACAAGUUCAAUUGCAAUUUUUUUGGGACAGUGGAUAAAUGUGUUGUAUUAAUCCAAAUCCCAUGUGGGAUGCUUACAAUCCCAAGUUCAAUUGCAUUUUUAUUGGACCGUAAAAAAUACAAGUGACUUAUUUUUGGUAAAUCUGGAUGAAAUGAUGAUUGUACCAUAUUUCUUGCAGGAUCAUCUGAAAAGAAAUUGACUCCUCUUGAGGACAUAUCAUCUCUGGACUUGAAAACGUAAGUGAUCAUUAGUAAUGUAUCUAAGAUUUCUAUUUGUACCAUAUGAUAUAUUCAUUGUUUCUUGGACCUUGUUUUUCUGAAUAAGUAGGAUGCUCCUAUGCUGAGUGCAGUCAUCAAGUUUAAGAAAGAUGGUUAAUGCAA